AUGUGGUUGUCGAGGACUAUGCAACUUGUUAUUUCUGUUGCCAUAUUAGGCAAGCCUGGGGCGAGUUCCAGUUAUGAUGCUAGGUUAUGUGGAGAGGGCAGUUACACUACUCCUAAUACCAACUUGACAUAUGUUCCGAACGCCUGGAACCCGGAUGCCCCAGGGUUCCAAUGUAUCAUGAUCAAGGAUAAACCUCCAUCUUUUGACGCCACUUGGAAUUGGUCGGCCGAGGCUGGCACAGUUCACUCUUAUCCCCACGUCAAGUUGACAGACUCCACUUUCCCAGUUCCCUUGACUAACAUAUCGGCGCUUGUUCUUACGGCCCAGUGGUCCAUGGGACUGGGAUCGACGCCAAAGCCAAUUCCAAGCCUUGAUUCUAUAGCGCUAUCUCAAGAAGACGUGUUCGCCAACGUUGCUUUUGACCUUUUUGUCGAUCACAAUCCGCCGGAGUCUCAAGGGGAAACCUCAGCUGAGACGGAAGUCAUGAUCUGGCUCGGAAUGUUUGGUUAUGCAUAUCCUCUUGGAUACAAACGCCCCGCAAAGUGUCGUGUAACAAUGACCAUAGGACAUGUUGAGUUUACACUUUACUAUGGCAAAAACCAGAGAGGAACUCAUGUGUUUACCUGGCUCACGGAGGUCCCCGAGACGAGCUUCGCGGGGGAUGUGUCUCCCCUACUGCAGUUCCUUUGGAUGAACGAUCUUGUGUCUCGGCGCGCAUAUUUGGGGCUGGUUGGCUUUGGUACCGAGACCUGGCACUCCAAGGGGAAUGUGACAUUCUCGGCACGAAAAUAUGGCCUUGACGUACUCGUCGGCCCUCCGCCGGUCCUCGAUCUCCCCCCCGCCCCGGACUGCCUCACCAGUUCCGGCGUCAUUGCUGCUGCUUACAUCACUUCGCGGAAACUGUUUGCCAUAGUCGCUGGAACUGUUUGCUUUGACCUCCAGCUACCGCCAGUCUUUCCUGCUCCCUUCAGACCUCUUCCUCAUGUUCCAGGCCGGACGCCUAGACAAGCCACCAGUGCAACGGCCCAGGACCAGCUUCAUGGGGAGCUUAAUGAGAAAUCAGCAUUCUCUUCUGACGAUGGAGUCUUUCAAUCCGGAAUUAGACAGGAUCACCCGUCUUCUAUUGAACAGGCUUCAACCAAGGCCAGCAUCCUCAAGCGUGCCUAUAAAGCCUUCCGGAGGACAUAUUGUCCGGGAGGGGAACCUCCGCUAGUACUUCCUUCAGCACCGACUGACGAGGAGAAACUCAAGUACAUCGAGACAAACCGCAUUCCACUCUACAUCUUCGGCGUCUUCUCUUUCUUGUCCCUAUCAGCCGGCAUGUGGCUCUUCGCCAUAUGCGACCCAAUCUUCUCCUGGUACGGCAUCUUCGUCACUUUCCUCAACAUCUAUCUCAUGAUCUCGUACUUCGUUGGCUUGAUUGGACGAGAUUGGGAUUACGAAUCCCAUCUGCGAAUACGGGAGCAGCACCCAAUCACCGACGAAACUGCCCCAACAGUGGACAUCUAUCUGCCCUGCUGCUCCGAGCCCCUCGAGAUCUUAGAAAACACCUGGAGCCACAUCAUUCGUCUCGACUGGCCUGCCCACAAGCUCAAAGUCUACGUUCUUGACGACGGCGACCAGCCUGCAGUGCGCGAUCUUGCCGCCCGCUUCGGCUUCAACUAUAUCGUCCGCGACGACCGGCCACGCCUGCGCAAGGCAGGCAACCUUCGCUGGGCAUUCGCCCGCACAGAGAGCGACUUCUUUGCAAUCUUUGACGCAGACUUCUGUCCUCGGCCCGAUUUUCUCAGGGAGCUGAUGGUCGAGCAUCUCGCGGACGAAAAGACGGCGAUCGUGCAGAGCCCUCAGUACUUUCGUGUCACGGAUGACCAGACGUGGAUCGAACAGGGUGCGGGCGCAACGCAAGAGCUGUUCUAUCGUGUGGUGCAGGUUAAUAGGAACCGGUGGGGGGCAUCGAUCUGUGUAGGGAGUAAUGCCGUGUACAGACGGGCGUCGUUGGUCGAGGUUGGUGGGACGGCGGAGAUCGGGUUUUCUGAGGAUGUCCAUACUGGGUUUGGCGCUGUUGAUCGAGGUUGGAAGGUCAAAUACGUCCCUCUCUGUCUAGCGACGGGCAUCUGCCCGAACACCCCACGCUCCUUUUUCUCACAGCAGAUGCGCUGGGCGCGCGGAAGCACCACGCUCCUGACAACCAAGCAUUUCUGGGUUUCCAACUUGACUACCAUGCAAAAGAUGUGCUAUCUCUGUGGCCUGCUUUACUACUCUGCUGUCGCCCUUGGCAUCUUCAUCUCGCCCAUGCCUGGGCCUCUUCUUUUGUUCUUUCGACCCGAAUGGUUCAAAUACUACAACUUGGCCUUCGCCAUUCCAUCCAUCUUCUACGGUCUCAUCCUGUUCCGUUUUUGGGCCAAGGCAAGCUACGGCCUGAACGUGCAACACAUCAUGGUCAUCCAGUCCUAUGCUUAUCUAACGGCUAUCAAGGAUCGUCUUUUCGGCAUCGAGCUUCUCUGGGCUGCAUCCGGGGACAAAAAAGCGCACAAGUCGAACAAGUAUCGCAACAUGAGGAUACUCUGUUGGCUGUGGACACUGACUUGGGUAGGAGCAGUCGUUGCGUCGGUGACCUACAGGCUCCUUACGGGCUUUCCGUGGUACCACACCGUGCCGCUGCUCGUUCUCAGUGCAUACAACUUGUACAUAAGCCACUACUUCAUGUUUGCCUCUUGGAAGUGGUAA
Molecule: messenger RNA, 2727 nt
Organism: Thermochaetoides thermophila DSM 1495
Lineage: Eukaryota; Fungi; Ascomycota; Sordariomycetes; Sordariales; Chaetomiaceae
Exons: 8
Coding region: 1-2727 (908 amino acids)
Biological process (GO): polysaccharide catabolic process
Molecular function (GO): cellulase activity
Source: RefSeq, a predicted model, not a curated record